CCGAUGUUUAUUGGAAGACGUUGGACGCUUAGCUGGGGAUGUUUGAAAAGGCAACAACGGGACGUUUGGGGGCGUAGGAAAUCUGCCUGGUGUUGGCAAGUGAAUUUAGCCAGGACGGGCUACGCCGUAUAUCCGGAGCAAGUGGCUGUGUCCCCUGUGUACCCCAAACACCAACACCAAAUACGCAGUUAUCGAAACGCCGGUUUUAUAAGUACCUCCUCCUUCCCCAAAUCUCAUCGCACGCUUUGCCACACCUCUUCCUCAAACUUGCAUGUUGGCUUCGUAUGUAUCAAGACAUUUACUUGAUUGUGUGGGACUCCUCGUUCUCACCGAUCUCCCCGUCGUCGCCACCAAAACACCUCUGAUUGGGACGUCCUCCUACCUCGACAUCCUUCUCCUCGCACCCGGUAUGCACCGCCAGCAGUCCAUCUGUGACGAGCCCGUCUGCGACUCCAGUUAUAAUGGGAAUCCCAUAGCAACGUCAAAGACCAGCAGGUCUCUUUGUCUAAUCGAGAAUCCUGCCACAUUAAGGUACCUCCAAUCCAUUGGAUGCACCAGCCAUUCCGUCACUGUACAUAUAUCCAUGAACCCAGUUUACGAUACCAGACUGUCCUCCUGGGACCAGUCUUUCUUUGUCGCCGGGAUCGCUGUAACGGCGCUUUAUUUGCUCGGCCCGGCAUUGACCAUUGCUGCAGCAACGUUCCUAGCUGCUAUACGGGAUUGGUGGGGCCUCGGGAUGAUAGUGAUGCUCAUACUGUCGAGAUUGGUCAAUGUGGUUAUCAUUAGACAGAGAAGAAUAGGACGGGCGGGCAAAAGGAACCACUUUGCGGCAGAAGAAACUUUCUCUGUCGCUCUGACUCGAAAUUCGGGUCAGAAGAUCUAUUUGCGAGGUACGGUCGACGACGUCCAAACUGUCACCUCGCGUCAGUGGCGAGAGAGAUCUACGGCAGAGGGAUAUGCCACAUCCUUUGCAACGCUGUUGGUCUACGCGACUAUCCCGCUUGCAAUCAACACAUCUACAGAGGGGAGCUUGGUGAUCGCCUGCUUGAUGUUGUGUUCUGCUGCAGUUCUUGGUUUAUGUAACUUCUUGUGGCCCUGUUUUCAAGUGUUUGAUUGUGUUACGCGUACAGUACACACAGAUUUAGUGGGGGAUGUGAUGGUUGAGAAGAGUUGAAGGUAUGAUUCUCGUCUCCAUUUAAGUCUAAUGGGUCAAGUAUUUAUAACAUCAUGGACUGUCAUUUUUCUUUGCUAGCUAAUAAUUCUGACCGCUAUAAUUUGUCAACCCCGCCGAUCUCGAUGAUACCGCACACGAGGAUAAUAACUAAUUGACCUCGAAAUCCUCCGCCACGAUUGGGAUCAAUCAAGAGGUUGGUUUUCGAGGAAGAGGGAGUGUAGCGUUUCCUUCCCCUCUUUCCUGUGGCUACCCGGAGUUUUUCUGGAGCAUAUCUUGAAGCUUAACGUUGAUUGGUCAAUCAUGAUAUG
Molecule: messenger RNA, 1482 nt
Organism: Desarmillaria tabescens
Lineage: Eukaryota; Fungi; Basidiomycota; Agaricomycetes; Agaricales; Physalacriaceae
Exons: 2
Coding region: 272-1174 (300 amino acids)
Source: RefSeq, a predicted model, not a curated record